Trichobilharzia szidati is the source of this 8791-nucleotide messenger RNA. The record is from the annotation of a GenBank genome assembly. NCBI's taxonomy places the organism in Eukaryota, Metazoa, Platyhelminthes, Trematoda, Strigeidida, Schistosomatidae.
AGCCUUUAAGCGCGUCAUUUCCACUUGUGCGUUACUGUGGCUCAUGUAACGCUUUUGUGUUUAUCCACCAGUCCUCUCUCAUUUACAUAUUCCACGUUGUCUUUUCUUCUUUUUUUUCAUCAUUAAACUCUUGGCUUUAUUUUGUUCGCCGAAUGUAUGUUCAUCUUAUGUGCUAAGGGAGUGGUUCGCCAACGUUUUCUCUCCUAACUACUUUACUCGAACAGAUUACCUCCAUUUGUCUUAUUUAAUAUCAGUUCAUUUUGAAAGCACACUCAACAACCGGUGUGCUACAUUCUUUUUUCAACUGAUGUGAUAUAUCUAAGCAUUGGCAUACAUAUAAAUGUCAGAUACCAUGAUAUCAGCUAAAGCAGUUGUUGAUGCUGUUCCCUCUGGACGUCAGUAUUUGUCGGAGUUUUACUGUAAAGAAAAUUUAAGUGAUAGUCCAAAAUAUACUUCUUCUGAUUUUUGGAGAAGUUGGUGUGAAAAGGGAUUGUUUGAUGAGAUCUACAUAUCUAACAACAAUGUUGUAUGGAGUCAUGGAACGGAAAUUUCGGAUUCAUUUCCUAAGCUGGCCCUCACCCUGAAUACUCCGGUUAUCGAUGCAUUCAAGGCGUCAUUUUUUCUAGCUUCUCUUCAUUCAGGUCAAGGGUUUGUGCCACAUAUUAAUAAGGAUGUACCUGGAAGAGUACAAGAAGGAUUAUGCGUUUUUGAGUCGGAAAGGAUGACUUUCAUCGAUGACUGGGGUGAACACUACACAGUACGUAUUCCAUGUCGCUUAGCAGAUGCUUGGGCCCUUAAUACACUCGUCUUGCUUGAACGUCAACCAAAUAAUUGCGAAGUCACUCGUGAUAUGCCGAAUGCAAAAACUGAGAAUCCUUGUCCUUUGUUUUCGAUGUUCAGUCUUACUCAUCCACUUGAUGAAGUUGCUCCUGUGAUUUUAAAAGUUCCUUUAUCUAGUGGGGGUUUCGGAAUUGGAUUUGUUACGGAUGUCAAUUUAAAAGUUAUCGGUAUUAUUCCAUCGCUUAAUAUGGUUCUAACGUAUCAUUCCAUAACAAAGUCACAUGCUGUAUGGCAGCUGGAGAAAGCCUUGUCACAAGACUAUGCAUAUUUGUAUCAAAUGGAUGCAAAUGGCUGUAUCAGUGUUGCUACACACGCAUUAACAGGAUUAAUUUAUCACUCUGAGUCUACAAAAUAUCCUGGAAAAUCUGACGAAACUCAGGUCACGUUUGAUGAACGUUCUAUAUGUUCUCCCAAUCCUGAUGUUUGCCUAAGUCCAUUCGCUGUAUCUCUGUCUCGUUUAAGAAAAAACGAAGCUCAGCCUUCUCAGUUGAAUUACCAUGUUAGUUUUCAGUCUCCCUUUCAUUCUCCGGCUGUUCCUUUCACACCUGCAAACCUUAAUACUUACACCAAUCGACUCUCUAAUAUAACACCGGGCAACACUCUAAACUAUGCACCUUCCACGUUAAAUAAUUCUGGUAGUUUUCACACAAGAAGGACACCUAUUAUGGAUCCUCAGCCAACAGGAAGUAGUUAUACACCUAAACCAACGAGUAUCAUUCACACUCAGAAGUAUAGUCCAUUAAAUUUGACUACAUUACAAGGACGACUUUCUUCCAUACAAGCUGCUCUUUGCCAUCCCAACCAGUGUGAAACCUCUGUUCAAACUGAAAAGUUCAGCCCUCUUGAUGCUGAUCAGAUUGCAAAUCUGUUAGAUGAACCAUUGCUUCCGAAAGUUUGUCUUCGCCUUGUAUGGUCAGAACCGCCAUCGACUCGAUCAUUCAGUACACCAGUUAAUCCUAGCUGUGUAAGCCCAAUGAAGCAUGCAUCUAACUUCACAAAAGAAAACAGUAAAUAUUGUGCUCCUUCUUCUGGUCGAUUUGCUUUAUUGAGUCGACGUCUUCCGGAUUUACCAUUUCCUCUGCCGAAGACUGAAAAACCGUGUAACAACAGUUCUUCUAUUAGAAAUAGAGGUGAAAUGCUCUCUACUGACCCUGAUACAUCUCAUCUUGCAGUAAUUCAAGAUAACAGUCCAACUCUACCGUGUCAUAAAUAUGGCCCAAUGAAAUCACCUGCAUUUCUGGCGGUUGACUUGAUAUCUGUCUCUUGGAUUUGCUUUCUCACAAGUUCACCUGGCCUUGAUGACAGACAGUGUAGACUAGCUUGCUUAAGGAUAAAUGAUGAAGAGACGGCUUUAUGUACCAGUGAUAAUAAACGGAUGACUGAUGACUAUCAAGCAGUCUUUGGUGACUUAACUUAUCUUCGAGCCUGUGAUGCUGUUUACGUGCCGUAUUCGCGGAUAACUAUCUGUUUAGACCCUGGUGUUGGCAUAGUCCUGUAUACUGGAAUCAGAAAGCUCUGUCUACUUGGUUUAAGUCCACCUCCAAUCCUGAGUUUGUUCCUGGCUGUGGGUGGUCCACAAGUGGUAAAAUCCAGACUACAGCGUGUUUCAUCUGAUGUCCAACUUCCAUUUAUUGUACGUCCCAGUCCACCAGACAUUGAUCGCUGGCAUCAAAAUGCUGUACAUUCAAUACUGUCCAAGUGCGUAUCAACUGUCACUUCAAGUUCAGUUUUCAGUAAUCAAGUUCAUAUGGCAGCAGCUGAGUUUAAUUCUAAUACGAAAAUCUUUUGUUUCAAUGAGCUUCCAAAAGAUUUGGCAAACGUGAGGGAACUGUAUCCUAAACAAGGCAGUGACCAUCUUCAUGAAUUGAACCAUGCAGACGUUGAUUCAAAAUUAUAUGGCGAAAACUAUACAUCAAAUAAGCGAAUGGAAUUAAAGAGUGUAGAAAAAAUAUCUAUUUGUGAUCCUGCUGGAAAUGCUUUCACAAUAGUGAACGACGGCAGAAUUAAAGAUGUGAAUGGUGAUACGAGCUGCUUAAGUUCAAAUCAAUUACUUCGAGUUUAUUUGCCUUCUAUUUCUGAAAACGAAAUGGUGCAACGGUGUUUAACCAGUUUAAAUCAAUGUCUAUCUGAAGAUGUCGGUUUACUGCUUUUUACUCGUUGGUAUGUCGUAUCAAAUGUUCCAGGAACGAACAGUUCAUAUCAAUUCCAAGGAGAUCGAACACACAGUCAUGAAGAUAUGCAUGAUUCUGAUGCAUACUAUUUCCAGGGAUGUGUUGAAUGGAAUCGUUUCGCCAAUUUCAUCUUAAUGGCCUCAGGUUUAUCUCUCUCUCAUCGGUACAAUGGAGGUGCUAUGGCGAUGGAAAGUAGUGAUGGAGGUGAAGAUAUUGGCGAAUAUCUUCAACGCAAUAAACGCCAACGACAAGGUAUUGAAGGCGCUUCAGAAACAGAUUGGAAUAAUCUUGUUGACCUGUUGGAAUUCAAGCAAGAUGAUGCAGUAGUUCAUCCAUCAUUGUUGUUACCCGAAAAAGUCACUUCUGUGGUGAAGACAUACGAUAAAAAGUCACUCUUUAAUAAUAGUCAGAUGAAAACUAUUCAUUUGUCACGCAUCCGUGAUGAUCCAGAUAGUCACCUUAUUCUCUCUUGUUUGCCUACUAUUUUCUUUUCUUUCCACUUGACAUACGAAGAAGCUAAAUUGAAUGCUGUUUUGCAAGAUAAAUUAAAGCAGUUGAUCGAAUUGAAUUACAUUCUCGCAAGGAUACUGAAUCUACCAGCGUAUGCUACAUACUAUGAAGAUGAAUAUUCUGAUCUAUGCAAUAUUUCUCUUAUUAUUCAUGUUAAUUUUCCACCUGAUCUAUUUAAAUGGCCGGAUGGUUUGUCAACUAACAUUGUUCCCUGUUUGUUAACAUGGAUAACAAAACAGUUGGAAUUAUUCAAUUCUAAGGAGACUUCUGUUAAAUUAACUCCUUAUCCCUAUCUGGCUGGAGUAAAUGAUUUAGCAACUGCUCUAGCUGGAGUGAUUGUUUCAGCCUUAUCUACAGAAAAACUCAAGAUGUUUAAUGCGACAGAUAAAAAACUAGCUGUCCGGCAUCUUUUAGAAUUUUGGACGAAUCAUAUAUUCACAUGGAAAACAUUUGCAAAGUUGAAUAGUUCAGUGUAUGGCUAUUCCCACGAGAAACAAGACGAUUUCCCUGUCUUCAAAGAUGAAGAAGUUCAGCGAUGGCUUCAAAAUGCUGGUCCAUUUGCGUGUGCCUAUGUUGAGACACUUUUAACAUCUCUCACACUGUCUGAUAAUAAAACAUUACAUGAAACAGACACACCUUGUCUACAAGGUUCUUCGCAACAUUUAGCUUUAUUGUUUCUCAGUCGCUUAGAAUCCAGCUCUACAAUUUUCCGUGGAGUAUUGAGCAGGCGAUUACGUGUACUUCCAUCUGGUGUGUCAAUGAUUUUACGUAUUUUUCUUAGUCUAUGUCGGUUACAUCCACCGCCUAAUUGUGAUCCUCAUGUAUAUAGCUUAAUGGGUCGCACUGAUCUAGCAAAACAGGCUAAUAUACUAAAUGACUAUCAGAAUACUGAUUCAAGCUCUAGUUGUUCCAAUUCCACUUCAUCGAAAUCUGAACCCAUUAGUUUUACUAAACAACAGUCUACAACACCAUGUACCGCUGAUACAUCUUCAUGGUCUAUCGCUGAACGUUGGUCAAACUUAGUUCAUCCUCUUCGAGAUACUGGUUCAAUGUCACGUAAUAUGGCUGUUUCAUCACAUGCUUUGUUGUAUCAUCUGGAAAGCAAUCCUUGUUGUCAAGUCUCUUUCAAGGAUGAUUUACGCCUACGUGAAGCAUAUCGUCUUCUCCAAAGCUUCAGUCAUAUUCGUCUUCCUCGUGUAAAUUCUGAAGAUCCUGUUAGUUCAUCACCUUCUAACGCAUCUGGAUCUGAUCUAAAUGCUCGUCUAACAGAAGCAAGGUUGGAAAUGCAUCUAGCUGCAGCUGGUAUUCGUGUUUGGGCGUCCGUUGUUGGUCGUGGAAUGUUGACAUUAGGAAUCCUUAUGGGCUCAAAAGUUCCGACACAACUUCGUGUGCCAUCAAUAUGUUUACGUGGUCGGGCUGUUUCUCCAACCAGUGGAAGGCGUGUCCUGGUGGAUCUCGCCCGUGAGCCUCUUGGAUCAGCUAACUUAAACCCAGGUGCUAAUAGGACUCCUGGGGUAGCAGAUGUACCUAUUCCUGGCUUAGAUGUCAGUGGGAAUGCUGGGGACAGACAUGGUCUUAUUGGUACACAUGGUAUGGAGGCUUCCAACCAUCCAGGAAACUCUAUGGCAUUAGCCAUUGCUUCUUCAGUGGCUUAUAGUGGUGCUGGGGCAUCUUUACGUACUGCAUCUUUAGGACUAAGUCGUAUGGUACCACGUAAUAACUCGGCUAACAAUUACGCCAAUUCAAAUGUCUCCACAACUGCUACUAAUUCAGCAUCUUCAACUGCUUCAUUACUUUCUACGGCUAAUAUACAACAUUCCCCAAGUGUGUUGGCUGCGAAACACUGGCCAGAUUUUCAUAAUGGAGUAGCUAUCGGUUUAAGCAUAUCUCCUCAUGCCUCAAUAGAUGCCACAUGGAUUAUGUACAAUUGCCGUGCUGCUGGACUUUCAUCUACCAAUAGUCGUCGAAAUAAUCAAGAUUCUACUUCAUGUGUGAAUACACCUAGUCCAGAACAAGCCGGUUUACUGUACGGAUUAGGUUUAAAUGGUCAUUUAAACAAAGUUACUCCCUAUGAUAUUCGAGAAUACCUUGUACGAGUGCACGAUUUGCAUAACAUGGCAGUACUGCUAGGUCUCUGCGCUGGAAAACGAGGUACAAUGGAUCAGUCUAUUUUACGAUUGAUUGCAGUACAUUAUCGUCCACUGCUACCUUUUGAUCCUUUAAUUAAUGUACAACUCAAUGUUCCUAAUUUAUGCCAAGCAGCGGCUGUGUUCGGUUUAGGUCUGUUGUAUCAAGGAUCAGCACACCGACAUAUAACUAAUCUGUUAAUUAAUGAACUCGGUCGUUCAUUAAGCGAAGAUCCCUAUUCUAAUUCGACACAUACGGGACUUAACUCGGAAUCAGACUCUCAACAAACAACCUCGAAUUCGUCUAAUAAUCAUCCUACUAGUAAUCCUAUUGGUUGGACAGGUGCUGGUGGUUCAGGUGGUUUCGCAGGUGACAGCUGUGAGCUUAUGGCCCUUUCAGCUGGUCUGGCACUUGGUCUUGUGCUUCUACAAAAAGGCGAUUCUUCAUGUGGAUUGUCCGAUCUACACUGGGCGGAAAAAUUGCAUGCGUAUAUAGCUUCUGGUCCAAGAAAUAAGAUUUCAAGCGUUCCAGAAAAACAACAAUACAACACACACUUGCCAUGGGAUUUACAUGAAAGACAUUUACCUUCUCAAAGACUACGAAGUCGUGGUGGUCCCCGUCGACCGACAGACCAGUCAAGACGUCCUAAUCAAACAGGUAGUGAAACUGCUAAUCCUGAAAGUAAUAUAGCAGAUGUUAUCACCAGAGGAGGCAUUUCCCACUCUUCAGGUACUAACUCUACUUCAAGUUUGCUACUUCACAGUGAUUACACAGCAGAACCUUUAUUAGAUCCAGAACGAUUUUUGUCUAACGACUACCUAUAUGACAUGACAGAAGCAAGGCCAGUUUGUUCACUCAGUCGUCAAAUAACUCCACGUGGUCGUCGUUCCUCAUCCACCACUUUUUCUGCAACACCUCCAUCAGUGCCACAUACUUCGGGCAGAUUUUCAUCUACUGUUUCUGAACUAGCUGGUCGUUUGGACGACUAUCCAACUAAAACAACAUGGAAAAAUCCUCAGAUACGUGAUCUUAAUUGCUACAAUGCAGAUGUUAGUGCACCCGGUGCUAUGAUGGCUCUCGGAAUGGCGUAUUUGGGUAGUGGCAAUUCAACUGUUAGUAGUUGGCUUCUACCACCCUCUUCUUUACACCAGUUAGAACUGAUUCGACCGGAUCUGCUUUUAUUCCAAGCUCUUGCUUAUGGACUUAUAAAUUGGAAUUCGAUAGAGCCAACCCAGGAAUGGAUAGAGUCUUACGUACCAGAGAAACUUUUUGAAAAACUCAGCGAAUCAAUCAAACCAAGACCAAAAGUGCAACAAUCUGACAUAUCUGAUAUCCGUGCAACACUAGGUCAAACUGAUCUAUCUAGUGAAGAUGAUGUUGAAAAUCGUUGUCCAGAUCAAACAUUUACCGACUCAUUCCAUACAUCUGGACGUGCUUCAUCUAACAGAGGUCGUAGAGGUUCGGUAAACAAUGUUCGUGGUCGACCAGUUAGACGUUCAAGAAGGUACGAUAUCAGACAGUGGGCUGAAGAGGGCAAUAAUGUUAACCAGAUUAAACCCGAUGGUAGUAAAAAUGAAUGUUUGGACGAGUUUGGAUUGCAUAAUGUUGAUCCAGUAGACAUCGAAUCCAUAAGUUUGGCUUAUUUGAACAUGCUAGUGGGAUGUGCUCUGGCCAUGGGUUUACGUUAUGCUGGAACAUCGAAUGCGAGUGCUGCCAAUACACUGUAUUCUCUUUCACGUAGUAUUUUAGAAGGUACAUGGUGGCCACCAUCAAGCUGCACCUACAGGUCACCAUCUCAAAAUAAUUCAUUUGAUACAGAACAUAUUAAAGUGUCCUUACCGAAACCUACAUUAUAUCAGAGUGCUGCUCAAUGUCUCUUAGCCUUGGCCAUGAUACUUGCUGGGUCUGGCAAUCUGGAUGUUCUUAGAAUGGUGCGUCAGUUACGAGCCAUUCGCUUAUUCAGUGCUAAACUUGAUACUUCCAAUUCGGGAUCUGAUUCACUCUAUUAUACUGUUACAACUGCAGCAGCUCGUGCUGCCGCGACAACGCAGACAGCUGCUUCAGGUUCAGGAGGAGCAUCUAUCGGUGGUCCAGUGUCUGUUGCAUCAGUGUUUGGUGCAGCUCUUGGGCCAAGUUUUGCUUUACAAAUGCUUUAUGCUAACACUGUUGGUUUACUCUUUCUCGGUGGUGGACGAUUAACUCUUGCAAAUACUCCAGAAGCUGUUGCCAUGCUCGUCAUAUCAUUUUUCCCUCUUCUUCCUACUUAUGCAGGAGAUAACUGGUAUCACUUACAAGCCCUUCGACAUCUUUACGCCUUAGCGACUAUACCUCGAAGGGUGUGUGCUGUAGACGUUGAUACUGGUCGUGUUGUUUUAUCAGAUCUCCAAGCUAAAUUGCGAGGAUCAGAUGUUAUGCUUACAACAAAAGAUACCUUUAUUUUCCCAUCUGAUGUAAUGGAUAAAAUAACUUGGCUUGAAAUCAAUCAUAAUUCUGAGGAGUAUUGGCCAACUGUUUUUCAUCAUGGUACAAAUAACUGGAAUUUAUUCAAGAAAACAUUCUUUGAAGCAGGAUAUAUUUUUGUCAAAAAAAGAGACGAUGAAGAAGAAUUAAACGUGUUAAAAUCAUGGCUGGAUGAAUGUUUAAAACACUGGUUGGAUUUAAGCGUGUUAAAACAAUUGAAACUUUUGGUCGCAUUUUUAAAGUGUUUUCCAUUACCGAAUAAUAAAACGAAUAAAUCUAAAAGUCCUCAUUCCACUGGGAGCACAUUUAUCUCUUCAUUGUCGUCGACAUCAUAUACAAAUUUAGGUCGCAUUUUAAGUAUGCGUGUUACUCAACACUUUGUAGAAUAUAAAGAUGAACUUUCUGCUGGUCUGCGCAACUAUUACUUCAAUCCACCCAGUAAUGAAAUUUGUGUCGAUGAACACAGUGCUAUGCGUUCAAGAUUAGUAAAAGCAUUCCGUCUAUGGUUCAGUUUACCUGAUUCUGAUAUCUUGUCGAAUUGUUUACCUAAAGAUGGUGCACCAUCAUCUUUGGUUAGCUUUCUUUCAAUUGUGAAACAACAUUGUCCUAAAUCAUCUAUACCAAAUAUGCUUUGGUUGCACCGAUUUCUUUAUCCAUCUAGUCAAAUGACAAAUCCAGUUUGA